AUGAUGGAAAAAACGGAACAAUUACACGAAAAAUCUUCUUUACUUAAUGAUCGUCUUGAAACAUUCAGUCUUGUAUGGAUCAGAAAUGAAAUAGACAAAAUUGAGCAACAUCAAAAUCAUGAACAAAAACUACGUACAAUUAUUAAUCAUUUAAAAAUAUUCGACAAUAUUGAACAAUGUCAACAAUACUUUCAAGUUAUAUCAAAGGAAGAUCGUUUUGUUGUUAUUAUCAACGAUAAAUUAAGUCGUGAAAUUGUACCAAUGAUUCAUAAUCUUAAUCAAGUAUCUUCGAUUUAUGUCUAUUGUUCUGAGGAAAAAAAACACAAAAAAUGGAGCAAAGAUUUUUCAAAGAUUAGAGCAAUAACAAAUGAUUUUGCCGAAAUUCUCAUUCGAAUUGAAGUCGACCAGAAGAUACGAAUGAAAAUAGAAGAACCAUUACCGAUAAAAUCAUUGAACGGUGACGAUGAAAAUAAUUUAUCAAUAACAAAACUCGAUAUUUCUUGCAUUAAUUUUCAAAUUCUUAUCGAUAUUCUACUCCGAAUACGGUCAAAUGAUGAAGAUAUAAAUGAUCUUCUGCAUUUCUGUAAAAAAGAAUACAAGGGUAAUAAGAGUCAUUUAACUAUGAUUCGUGAAUUUCAACAUAACUAUUCAGCUAAUGCAGCACUAGAUUGGUAUAUUCAUAGACCAUUUCUACAAAAAAUUUUGAACAAAGCUUUUCAAUUAGAAAAUAUCGAUAUACUCUAUGUGUUUCGUCCGUUUAUUCGAGAUAUUUGUCAUCAAUUAAGACAAAAACAAUAUCAAUCACCUGUUCGAACAUACAAAGGUCAAUUGAUGUCGAAAACUAAAGUCAAUCAUCUGAAAAAGCUAAUGGGCAAAUUAAUAUCUGUAAAUACAUUACUGUUAACAAGUACCGAUAAACCAUCAGUUGUACAUGAUUUAGAAGAAACAACUCCUUCGAAUAAUAUGCAAAAAGUAUUGUUAGAGAUUGAUGCCGAUCCUCGAGCAGAUAUUUCGAUACCAUUUGCACAGGUUAACUCGAAUAAUGAUAGAGAUAAUGAUAAAGAUAUAUUAUUUAUGGUUGGCUCAAUUUUUCGACUUGUGAGUAUCUUUUAUGACAAAGAAAAACGAUGCAUCAUUCGAAUGACAUUAUGUAAUGAUAAUGAACCAGAUUUAAAACAAAUCUUCGAAAAUAUGAGAAACGAAUAUGGUUAUGGAGAAACAAAUCUUCUUGCAUUAGGAAUGAUAUUAAGAGAUAUGGGUAAAUUUGAUUUAGCUGAAAAAUAUUUAUUUCGUAUGCUGAAAAAACUUCCUUUAAAUGAUCCUUUACUCGAUGCUUUAUAUCCAUCGCUUGGUUUAGUUGCAAAAGAUAAAGGUGAUUAUGAUAGAUGUUUACAUUGGUAUUGUAAAUCAUUGAAAAACUAUAUGGUUACGCGUCCAUAUGAUUAUCUCACCAUUGGUGAUACAUACAAUACCAUUGGAACUGUUUAUCAUGCAUAUAAAUGUCAAUAUGAUAAAGCACUAAAUUAUUUUAACAAAGCUGUUUUACUAUUGAAACAAUUCGAUGCUGAAAUGCAUCCUAUGAUGGCUAAGCUUUACGAUAGUAUUGGUGCUGUUCAUGAAGAACAAAGAAAUUAUUCCGAAGCACUUAUAUACUAUCAAAAGUCGCUUAAUAUCAAGAAAAAACAUCUUACUAAUAAUCAUUUUGACUUAAUUAUUUCAUACAAAAACAUUGCUGCAGCUCAUGGAUACCUUGGAUCCUAUGAUACUGCGAUAGAAUUUUAUAAAAAAGCACUCGAAAUUCAGAUGAAAAAGUUUUCAUUACAACAUCCUGAUAUUGCUUUAACAUAUGCAAAUAUGGCUGCAGUUUACGCUGCUAAAAAUCGAUCGCAACAAGCAUUAACCUAUUGGCAUAAAGCAAACGAUAUUUUUCAAACUACUCUAUCACCGCAACAUCCAUUAAUUGUUAAAAUUGAAGAGGAAAUUAAAAAUGCUUCAUCGAAAAUUACCAACAAUGUUUCACCAAAAAUUACUAACCAUGUUUCGAUAAAGAAGCCAGGAAAAAAACGCGUAAUAGUAACUUGA
Rotaria socialis is the source of this 2082-nucleotide messenger RNA. NCBI's taxonomy places the organism in Eukaryota, Metazoa, Rotifera, Eurotatoria, Philodinida, Philodinidae. The record is from the annotation of a GenBank genome assembly.